Molecule: messenger RNA, 4770 nt
Organism: Gambusia affinis (western mosquitofish)
Lineage: Eukaryota; Metazoa; Chordata; Actinopteri; Cyprinodontiformes; Poeciliidae
Gene: slc8a2a
Product: solute carrier family 8 member 2a
Exons: 13
Coding region: 297-3062 (921 amino acids)
Biological process (GO): calcium ion import across plasma membrane; sodium ion transmembrane transport; cell communication
Cellular component (GO): postsynapse; axon; sarcolemma
Molecular function (GO): calcium:sodium antiporter activity
Source: RefSeq, a predicted model, not a curated record
AGCGUCCGACGUUGGCGCUCACGAGCCGGACCCUGAAGGCAGCACGACAUCUGCCGAUUGCGCUCACAGCAUCUCCAGCCACUGUUAGUGAACGACAAUGAGCGGGAGCCCGAAAACUCGCUGUGUGAGUUCAGGCGUGUCUCAGAAGGGGGAGAGUUCAACCGGGUGAUAUUUUUCAGAACUUUCACUGGUUAUGGCAGCUUUUGGUGGAGCCACGCCGCGAAGCUGAAGGACCAACCCAGCUGCCGCCCACCAGUGAACUCUGACCCCCAGGUGCCAUCUGACUCAGGGAUACGAUGGGGCUCCUUUUCUUUCACCACGGCCCACUCUUCUUCGUCUUCUUUUUCCUCCUCCUCCUGUGCCACCCUUGCAUGUCCAUCAGGCCUCAAGUCCUGGAGCGAGCGUCUACGCCUGAACAAUCUCAGUCCUCUGACAACUCCACAGAGUCUGAAAAGAGGAAAUGCGCAGGUGUCGUGGUGUGUAAACCCGGCAUUCUGCUGCCAGUCUGGGAGCCUCUCAACCCUCCAGUUGGGGAACAAGCAGGGAGGGCGAUUGUGUACUUCCUCUCUCUCAUGUAUAUAUUCCUUGGUGUAUCCGUCAUUGCAGACCGUUUUAUGGCAUCCAUAGAAGUCAUUACAUCUCAGGAGAAGGAGGUGACCAUUACCAAACCUGAUGGGGAAACCACGGUGAAAACCGUGCGGGUCUGGAAUGAAACCGUGUCCAACCUGACACUCAUGGCCCUGGGCUCCUCCGCACCAGAGAUCCUGCUCUCUGUUAUUGAGGUGUGUGGACACAACUUCAAUGCUGGGGAGCUCGGCCCAGGCACCAUAGUCGGCAGUGCGGCCUUUAACGUGCUUGUGAUAAUUGGUCUGUGUGUGUCAGUAAUUCCAGAUGGACAGUCUCGCAAGAUCAAACACCUGCGAGUGUUUUUUAUCACAGCUUUCUGGAGCAUCUUUGCAUACAUUUGGCUCUACCUCAUUCUGGCCGUCAUCUCUCCAGGGAUUGUUGAGGUUUGGGAAGCUGUAGUAACACUGCUGUAUUUUCCCGUCUGUGUGAUGUUGGCUUGGAUCGCUGACCGCCGCCUAUUCUUUUACAAAUACAUGCAUAAGAGAUACCGUGCCGACAAGAGGCAUGGGAUUGUAGUGGAAAUGGAGGGGGACGAUUCCCCCAAUGGCAUUGAUGUUAUGGACGGAAAGCUGUCAGACGGCAAUCCAGGCCCUGGAAACUCCUCUGGUGUGACGGUGUCUGUGCAGACAGGCAGUGAGCUGGACCAGAACAAAGAUGAGGUAGUCCGCAUCUUGAAAGAUCUGAAGGAGAAGCAUCCGGAUAAAGACCUGGACGAGCUGAUCGAGAUGGCCAACUACUCUGCCCUGGUCCACCGGAAGAAGAGUCGUGCCUUUUAUCGUGUCCAAGCAACACGGAGGAUGAUCGGUGCUGGAAACAUUUUAAGGAAGCACGCAGCAGAGCAGAAACGGCGCGCGCUGGGACAGGAUGCGGACAAGGCGACAUGCUCACAUAUCUGUUUUGAAAGCGUCCAGUACCAAUGCACAGAGAACUGCGGCUCUGUGACCCUGUGGGUGGUCCUCGAUGGAGGCACAGGCCAAAACACCUUCUAUGUGGACUACUGUACAGAAAACGGAUCUGCCAACGCUGGAACAGACUAUGAGUUUAACAAGGGAACUCUGACAUUCAAACCAGGGGAAACCCGAAAAGAGAUCAAGGUGGGGAUUUUGGAUGAUGACAUCUUUGAAGAGGAUGAACAUUUCUUUGUGCGUCUUCAAAAUCUGAGGUUAGAGGAGGGAGGGAGUGAAGGGACCGGUUCUCCGCCCAAGGCUAGACUGGUGGAACCUCUGCUGGCCACAGUCACUAUACUGGACGAUGACCAUGCUGGGAUCUUUACCUUUGGGCAGCAGGUGCUGCGAGUGAGUGAGAGCACCGGCAUGCUGACGGUGACCGUGUUGAGGAACUCAGGCUCCAGGGGCACAGUGGCUGUGCCGUACCACACUGAGGAUGGUAGUGCCAAGGCUGGAGUGGACUAUGAGGAGGUCAGAGGGGAGGUGGAAUUCACCAAUGAACAGACAAGUCAGACAUUACAGAUAUGCAUUUUAAAUGUGGAAGAGUACGAAAAGCAGGAAAACUUCUUCGUAGUGCUUGAAAACCCCAAGUGGCUAAAGAGAGGAAUUUCUGCUCUACUACUGAACCAGGGCAACCCAACUCCUGAGGAGGAAGAGGCCAGGAGGAUUUCUGAGAUGGGUAAACCUAUUCUAGGAGAGCACAGCAGACUAGAAGUCAUCAUAAAAGAAGCCUGUGAUUUUAAGAAAACUGUGGAUCAUCUCCUCCAAGACACAAAUCUAGCAGAAGUGAUUGGGACUCACUCAUGGAAAGAGCAGUUCAUUGAAGCAGUCACAGUGAGUGCAGGUGAUGAUGAUGAGGGACAGGAGCAAAGAACACCCAACUGCUUCGACUAUUUUAUGCACAUACUUUGCGUUUUCUGGAAAAUUUUAUUUGCUUGUGUCCCGCCCACCGAGUACUGGAACGGCUGGGCGUGCUUCAUUGUGUCCAUCUCUGUCAUCGGCCUCCUAACCGCCAUCAUCGGAGACCUGGCGUCGCAUUUUGGCUGCACUGUUGGCCUCAGAGACUCUGUGACUGCUGUGGUCUUUGUGGCGCUGGGGACUUCACUUCCUGACACUUUUGCCAGUAAAGUGGCUGCCACUCAGGACCAGUAUGCAGACGCGUCUGUGGGGAACGUGACGGGAAGCAAUGCAGUCAAUGUGUUUUUGGGCAUUGGCCUGGCCUGGUCUGUGGCUGCGGUGUACUGGGAGGUGAAAGGGAAGGUCUUCCGCGUCGACCCUGGUUCCCUGGCCUUCUCGGUCACACUCUUCACUAUUUUUGCGUUCUUUAGCAUGGGAGUGCUGAUGCUACGCAGGAGGCCAUCCAUAGGAGGCGAACUCGGAGGUCCAAAGAUUCCCAAGGUCCUCACCUCGCUGCUCUUCUUCGGACUCUGGUUCCUGUACAUCCUCUUCUCCAGCCUGGAGGCCUAUUGCCAUAUACAAGGAUUCUGAAAGAGUCAUAAGGUCACACUUACAGACACAGAACUGUGACAGUAACUACCAAUAGGAAUCCAUCACCCUCACUGUUUGACUCCUGCUGCCAUGGUUCAAAACAUAUACACAACGUGUGACUAUUCUAGUCAGUAGGACUGUUUGUCACAAUACAAAUUCAUUUCUUUUAAAUAUAUUAGAUUAUAGUUAAUUGUAUUAUGCAUAAAGGGUCUAGACAGACCAAUAUUUCUGAUCAUUAAAAUAAUGCUGAUAGUUCAAAUCCAGACUUAAAGCUGGGGAUUGUCUCACUCACACAUACGAAGCCAAGGACACUGGUAAAAUGUGGUUUGCACAAAGCCAUGGAGUACCAAAACUGACAUAAGAAAUAAAAGCAUAAAUAUAUAUUUAGUUUUUCCUUGUCCUUACACGAGUUUCCGUCAAGAAAUGUAUAUAUUUAUAUUUCCACUAAACGUGUUUUGUCGAGAAAAGUAGAUAUUUUGUUUUGUCUAUUCCUUAUACAAGCCCUCCUUCUUUUGUCAUUGCCUCCUCUCCGUUUUCUGUUCAUCCUCUUUCUACUAGAUUGUCUACUUUUUGUAAACAGUGAUUAUAUAAAAGAAACAGUCGUAGCUAAUGAUAAUCAAAAGGAAACGGCUUGUUUAAAAGUACAAGGCUUUUGCCAAAAGAAUACAUCUAAUUUGAUCCAUGAUGGGAAUCGAAUUGCGACUGAUGGCUGCAGAACUCCAUCAGAAUGUUUCAAAACAUUCUGUGGGAAAAUAGCUGAGAACAGACACAUCACAGGAAAACUGAGUUUGUACUAACCAUUAAACUCACAUUCAUUUCAGGCAGAUGGCAGCAUUAUGGACUGUCUGGAACUCUGAACGGAUCCUUUACACAACAUGCAUUUCACUGGAUUAAAUCAGGGGUAUGACAAGACACUAUGGAGCUGCUCACAACCAUUAAUAAGCUACUUGGUUCAUACAUGCAUCUGUAUUUCAUGUCACAGUGAGGGUGGGAACACAUGUAUCUGUAGAAAUGGUAAAAAGAAAAUACACCCUCUAAAGUCUGUGGCUUUCCACUCCAAAAACACUGGACAAUUCAGUGUUGUUUUUAUAUUCACUUUAUUCACUACACAUUGCAUCAAUUAUACAUUAAAAGCCUAUAAAUGAUGGAGGGUGUACUUUUUUAAUUAUGAUUGUAAACUCAGACAUUUACAUUCACUCAUCAUGCAUGUCAUAUUAAUAUUGAGCUUUAAAGUAUGUAUUUGAACUAUUUUUUUUUCAAGGGUGAACUAAAAUUGCAAAAAAAUAUAUAUAUAAACAAUAUAAAAAGCCUGGGUGCCCAAGUUUUAAUUGAUUGUGGAUUUUUCUUAAACCAUACAGGUCAUGAAUAUGAAUACAAGCUCAGAUAUAUAUAUAUACACCCUAAGUAAUAUAUGGAUGAAUGUCCCAGUCUUGGUGUCCCUCAGCCUAUAAUUCCUGAAUAAUUUCCUUCAUCUGACGCUAAGAGUUUGACCGGCCAUUGGCUCAACCAUACAAGAAAAAAAUGUCCAGAAUUUUUAAAAGCUGGGUGAAACAAGGAAAAACCAAUACAUGUAGAAGAAUUCUACCAAUUCUGGUUUUAAGGAUUGUAAAAUGGAUGGUGCUUCAUUAAGUUGAAGCACAGAAUAAUGACGCUUAUGAUUUCUACAUGUAAAAGUCUGACUGUCACUACAUAUCCACUGAUCUAUUGU